Messenger RNA from Danio rerio (zebrafish), 996 nucleotides. It is a transcript of the gene sim2, whose product is annotated as SIM bHLH transcription factor 2. Gene Ontology annotation, cellular component: transcription regulator complex; cytoplasm; nucleus. Gene Ontology annotation, biological process: regulation of DNA-templated transcription; animal organ development; system development. The record is from RefSeq and is marked provisional. NCBI's taxonomy places the organism in Eukaryota, Metazoa, Chordata, Actinopteri, Cypriniformes, Danionidae. Gene Ontology annotation, molecular function: DNA-binding transcription factor activity; protein dimerization activity.
GGGCUGAAGGGCACCGGAGGUCUCUGGUCGGAAUAUUCGGUCGUCAGGAGGAAUAAACAGCGAUGUAAAAGUUAAACUCGAGCCCCCUGGGGUUGAUGGAUCAGCCGAAUCACCGUGAACUCCUCUUCAGAGCUUAUCUGAUGAGUGGCCGUCUGACAUCAGUCUGUAAUUAGCGCUGUGUAACGGGUUAUUGUACCGCUGUCUUUUCUGAAUCUUCAGGCUCAACUCGAGAUGUUCGGUAAACGGGGCUCAGUUUCCUCUCCGCGUAUAAAAGUUCUCAGACGGCUGCAUUUAGCGAAAAAACUGUGCAAAUAGUUUCGUCCAUGUCGAAGGAGUGUUUUAGCAGUGAAGUCGUUUUAAUUAAUUCACAAAGGCCAGGAUUAAAUGUCUUAUCCAUAAAGGCGGGUUUACCCGGACACAGAAACGGUGAAACCGACCGACACGGACGGCGGUGAGCAUGCCUUUAGCGGCCGGCGGAGAGUAGCGGAGGUCGGCGACGCUUUACGGCUCGUGUCGGUCUACUCAAUAAACCAGAAAUGAAGGAAAAGUCCAAGAACGCCGCGAAGACACGAAGAGAAAAGGAAAAUGGUGAAUUUUACGAGCUGGCCAAGCUGCUGCCGCUCCCCUCCGCCAUCACCUCUCAGCUGGACAAGGCGUCCAUCAUCCGGCUGACCACCAGCUACCUGAAGAUGCGCGCCGUCUUCCCCGAUGGUCUGGGAGAGGCCUGGGGUCAGUCUGCGCGGGUCAGUCCUCUGGACAUCAUGGCUAAAGAUCUGGGCUCUCACCUGCUGCAGACGCUGGACGGGUUUGUGUUUGUCGUCGCGUCUGACGGUAAAAUAUUGUACAUUUCAGAGACCGCUUCAGUACACCUGGGCCUGUCACAGAACACACACGUGUUCCUCAACACAUCUGCAUCACUCUUGUUUUUGAGUACGACACUGGACACGGAGCGCUGAAGUGUGUGUGUGUUCUGUCUGCUCCUCCACUGCAGCUGGU